UGCCGCGACAAUGAUGGCAGUAUCUAUUGUUCACGGAGGACCACCUCCUCGAUUUAUGUCGCGCCUGCUAUAUUCCUCACUGCAUCAGAGUCGGCCGUCCGUGGGUAUUAAGGAUGUCAGCGACAAGGAUGUCCGAAAUCAAAUACAGAAGCUCAUCAAUGCCGAGUCAAUCCAUGACAUCCAUGCUCAACUCGACGUAAUGCAAACUUUAAUAACGGUUGCUGGUUGUAUUAGACCGGUGUUUAAUACAAAUGAUAAGGAACGUUUGGUCCAGGACCUGGUGGAGUUCUUUGUGCUAACAAGAGUCAGUGCCUGCACCGAGCAAUUAAAGAGGGGUCUACAGGCACUUGGGGUUCUAGACGAGAUAAUGGCCCACCCCAAAUGCAUGGAGGAGUUAUUCAUAUAUGCUCCAGACCAGAACCUCACGGCAGAUAUGGUUGAGGCGGUGUUUUUUAAAGUGGCUUUUUCGGAAGCAGGUAGCAACCAGCACCAAAAACAAACAAGAGUUGUUUCAUUUUGGAGAGACUUUCUGAUGGAUUUGGAAGAUGGAGAUGAUGAACUCUCUUUGAAAGACUUGUUAGUGUUUGCGACCGGGGCAGACGUUGUUCCACCUCUCGGUUUCCAGCCAGAGCCAUCACUCGAGUUUGCCGAGGGGCUCUAUCCUUUGGCAAACACUUGUGCCAUGGUGUUGCGUUUGCCGACAAUAGAUAAUUACCAAAAUUUCAAGGCCAAUAUGAUCUUCGGAAUAGCAAACGCCCCUGCAUUCGGAACGGCUUGAGGUUUCAUAGCAAGUACUUGAUGAAGGCCAUAUUGGGAAAUUCAACCAACCAUAUCUACUUUUACAAAAUGAAGAAGGACACUUCUACUAGAUGGUU
Messenger RNA from Mizuhopecten yessoensis (Yesso scallop), 875 nucleotides. RefSeq names its product G2/M phase-specific E3 ubiquitin-protein ligase-like. The transcript has 5 exons. NCBI's taxonomy places the organism in Eukaryota, Metazoa, Mollusca, Bivalvia, Pectinida, Pectinidae. The coding region runs from base 11 to 778 and encodes 255 amino acids. Gene Ontology annotation, molecular function: ubiquitin-protein transferase activity. Gene Ontology annotation, cellular component: nucleus. The record is from RefSeq and is a predicted model, not a curated record.